Penicillium atrosanguineum is the source of this 939-nucleotide messenger RNA. RefSeq names its product NmrA/HSCARG family protein. The record is from RefSeq and is a predicted model, not a curated record. The transcript is spliced from 2 exons. Lineage: Eukaryota; Fungi; Ascomycota; Eurotiomycetes; Eurotiales; Aspergillaceae. The coding region runs from base 1 to 939 and encodes 312 amino acids.
AUGACCAAGAUUCUCGUUGUCUUCGGUGCCACUGGGCAGCAAGGUGGCUCUGUGAUUGACGCGGUUCUAAACGACUCCGAGCUCUCCAAAGAAUAUUCUCUGCGCGCAAUCACCCGAGAUAUUAAACGACCAUCAGCCCAAAGCCUACAGAGUCGGGGCGUAGAAGUUGUCGAGGCUGAUGUGGAUGAUCCCGAUUCGCUUUCUUCAGCUUUAGCACAAGCCCAUACCGUUUUCAUCGUGACUAUCUCCAUCUACGAUGAGAAUCUCAAGGCCCGUGAGCUUCGCCAGACAAAAGAUGUAGCCGAUGCAGCAGUUGCAGCAGGGGCCCAAUACCUCAUUUACAGCUCGUGUGUGGCAGCUGAGAGACUUUGGGGGAUUCCAGUCACCGCAUUUGACUCCAAGGCAGAUUCUGAGGCUUAUAUCCGCACUCUGCCUAUCAAGAGUGCAUUCUUCAGCCCGGGCAUGUUCAUGCAGAACUAUCUCACGAAUCAGCGCCCGCAGCCGAUACCUGGAAAGGAAGGCGACGAGAUCACCUAUGCGAUUGCCAACUUCAUUUCCCCGGAUGCGCCUAUCCCAUUGAUUGAUACAGUCAAGGAUAGCGGCAAGUAUGUUGGGACUAUUCUUGCCAACCCUGAUAGGUAUGCCGGAAACACGUUCUUCGCUGCGACCGCCUUUUAUAGCUAUCGCGAAGCUGCCGAGAUUAUCACACGUAUCACCGGAAAGAGAACGGUCUAUCUGCAGAUUCCCCUUGAACAAUGGAUCAGUUACCUCCCUCCUGGAUAUGAUAAAGCCAUGUCGGAAAUGAUGCGGUGGGUCGAAAGCCCGGGAUAUUUUGGUCCACAAAGCAAUGAGGAAGUCAAGUGGACGGUACAGCAGGUCAAAGACAAACUGAGCACUUUUGAGGAAUUUGUGGAGAGUUAUGCUACCGACAUGUUCUAG